UCACGCGCUCUGACGUAAUCAUUCCGGUAGUUGCCUUGGCAGCGUAACAUAAACAAAAUGUUCCUGUGUAUGAAAUAUUUAAUUUAUUUGAAAUAACUGCCCAGGAUGAGGGCUGUACCAGCAUGGGUUGACAAAGUUCAUGAUAGGGACAAGGUAGAACAGUGCAUAUAUGAUUUAUGCUUCAAUCCAGAUGGAUCUCAGCUUGUUGUUGCAGCAGGCCAAAGAGUUCUCGUCUACGAUACUAGUGAUGGUUCCCUUAUUCAGCCUUUGAAAGGUCAUAAAGAUACUGUCUACUGCGUGUGUUAUUCAAAAGAUGGAAAGCGUUUUGCAUCUGGAAGUGCUGACAAAACUGUCAUUAUUUGGACAUCAACACUUGAGGGUGUGUUAAAAUAUUCUCAUAAUGAUGCAGUUCAGUGCCUGGCAUACAACCCAAUAUCCCAUCACUUGGCUAGCUGUGCUAUCAGUGACUUUGCCUUCUGGUCGGCUGAACAGAAAGCUGUGCAGAAGCACAAGUCUAGUGCUCGUAUCAACACUUGUACAUGGACAAAUGAUGGCCAGUAUCUGGCUCUUGGGCUUAGCAAUGGCUGUGUAUCCAUACGAAAUAAGGCUGGUGAAGAAAAGGGUUACAUUAAGAGGCCUGGAGGUUCCCAAACACCUAUCUGGGCAAUUGCAUGGAGUCCAGCCAGAGAAGAGAACUAUGAUAUUUUGUGUGUCACUGACUGGGGACAGUCACUAUCCUUCUACACUAUGGGUGGAAAACUGGUUGGCAAAGAGCGGAAUAUUGGAUUUGACCCACUGUGUGUGAGCUACUUUAAUAGAGGAGAAUACUUAUUGAUUGGUGGUUCAAACCGAGUUUGUACCUUAAUGACUAGAGAUGGCAUCAAACUGGGAACAGUUGGUGAUGAACAAGCAUCGUGGGUCUUGUGCUGUUCAGCUCGACCUGACUCAUCAUUCGUGGCUAUUGGCUGUCAGGAUGGCACCAUUGCUUACUAUCAGCUUGUUUUCAGCAUUGUUCAUGGACUCUACAAGGAAAGAUAUGCAUUCAGGGAGAACAUGACGGAUGUUAUCAUCCAUCAUCUCUUAACAGAUCAGAAAGUGAGGAUAAAGUGCCGAGAUCUGAUAAAAAAGAUUGCUAUUUAUAAGCAUAGAUUGGCUGUUCAGCUCCCAGAACGUGUGGUUAUCUAUGAACUGCAUUCUGGAGACUCAACAGGAAUGCUUUAUCGAUCAAAGGAGAAGAUAAAUCAGAAACUGGAGUGCAAUCUGCUUGUUGUCUGCACCAGGCACUUGGUUCUGUGCCAGGAGAAACGACUGCAGUGCCUCAACUUUGAAGGGGUUAAAGAAAGAGAAUGGGUAAUGGAGUCUCCCAUUCGUUACAUCAAAGUUGUGGGUGGCCCUCCAGGUCGAGAGUGUCUUCUUUUGGGUCUAAAGAAUGGUCAGGUGUGGAAAAUCUAUUUGGAUAAUGCAUUUCCUGUGAGCCUUUUGAAAGCUUCUUCUGCUAUCAGAUGUCUGGAUUUGAGUGCAUCAAGAAAGAAACUUGCAGUUGUGGAUGAAAAUAACCAGUGCUUGGUGUAUGAUGUGCAAAAAAAGGAACUUAUAUUCCAGGAACCAAAUGCCAACUCUGUUGCUUGGAACUCAAAUUGUGAGGAAAUGCUUUGUUUCUCAGGAAACAACAUUCUAAGCAUAAAAGCAAGUAAAUUCCCAGUGCACCAGCAGAAGUUCAUGGGAUUUGUGGUUGGUUUGUGCGGCUCAAAAAUAUUUUGUCUUCAUGUUUCAACAAUGUCAACUGUUGAAGUGCCAUUGUCAGCUCCAAUGUACCAAUAUCUGGAGAAGAAAAUGUUUUGGGAAGCAUACAAAAUAGCUUGCUUGGGGGUAACAGAUGGUGACUGGGAGGCUUUGGCCCAUGCAGCUCUGGAAAGCCUUGAUUUUCAUGUGGCCCGACAAGCAUUCAUACGUAUUAAGGACCUGAAGUAUCUUGAGCUGAUCAAUGAGUUUCAGGAGAGGCAGCAUAGAGGUGAAAAGGACAAAGAACUUUUUGUUGCAGACAUUCUGGCAUUUUGCUGUAAGUUCAAAGAAGCAGCUCACGUGUAUCAAAAAUGCAGACAAGAACAGAAAGCCCUUAACAUGUACACUGAUCUAAGAAUGUUUGAUUUGGCUCAGGAAUUCCUUGGUUCAGUGGACAAUGUUGAUCGGAGAGCAUUAAUUCGUAAGAAAGCUGACUGGGCCAAGAAUAUUAAUGAGUCACGAGCAGCAGCUGAAAUGUAUUUGUCUGCUGGUGAUACACAGCGAGCCAUAGAGAUCAUAGGAGAGAAUGGGUGGAUUGACAUGUUGGUGGAUGUUGGUCGCCGGCUGGACAAGGCAGAUCAGGAUGGCAUAGGACUCGUUGCACAACAUCUGUGCAGACUGAAGCAACUUAGUUAUGCCACUGAAAUGUAUAGAAAGCUUGGUGAUGAGAAGAGCAUCGUGCAGCUAUAUGUGCAAGCAAGAGAGUGGAAAGAGGCUUUCUCUCUCAUUGAGAGCCAUCCAGAAUUCAAUGAUCUGGUCUAUGUCCAGUAUGCUCAGUGGCUUGCCGAGAGUGAUAAGUUUGCAGGAGCUCAGAGAGCAUUCCACAAAGCCGGUCGCCUAGAUGAGGCUUUUCAGGUCCUGCAUCAGCUCACACUAAACGCAGUCAAUGAAUCCAGGUUCCAAGAUGCAGGAUAUUAUUACUGGGUCCUUGCUAGACAGUGCCUUGAGAUUGCCAACCAAGAUGAGACUCAAAAGGUGGAAAUGAUAAGGAAGUUUUAUGAGCAUGAGAAGUAUGCAUGUAUUUAUUAUGCCUACAACACUAUUCAGAAGUACUUGAAUGAACCAUUCACGUCGUACAUGCCUGAAGCUCUUUUCAACAUUUCUCGCUUUCUGAUGAAUGAAACAAAAGAUGUACAUCCAAAAGGAGUGUCACAGUUUGCUAUAUUGUACACUCUUGCAAAACAAGCCAGAAAUUUGGGAGCCUAUAAAUUGGCACGACAGGUGCUUGAGAAAAUUCAAAGCCUCCAUGUCCCUCUGAGAUUUCAAGGAUACGUAGGGCUGUCUGCGCUUAUGGUGCACUCUAAGCCAUACCAUGACAGUGAAGAAAUGUUGCCAAUGUGCUAUCGGUGCUCUACAUACAACCCUCUGAUGACCAGCACAGCCAACUGCUGCACUAACUGUAGACAACCUUUCGUACAUUCAUUUGUUUCAUUUGAGGUCUUGCCAUUGGUUGAGUUCCAACUAGAAUCAGGCAUCUCUGAUGAAGAAGCAGUUAAUCUAAUUGAAGCUCCAACUCCUGUCACUGAAGAAACCAAUCAAACAAGAGGCUGGCUCCAAAGUGAAAGUGACACCUUCCAGACCAUUCAGUUUGAUGAAUCACCUGCAGACAUAAAAGACCCCUUCACUGCUCGACUUAUGAAUUUUGAGAAUCUGGGGGACGAAUUUGAACCAGUUAUUGUCAGUCAGGCAACACUGCAAGCUAUGGAACCUAGCACAAUACUGAUCUGCCGGUGGCCACCUCCCCUACGUUACCAAUUCUACCGCAACUUAUUGCCAGAUUUACAGAUCACUCUUUGUAACUCUUGCAACAAGGUUUUCCAUGUAGAUGACUUUGAGCUGCAGGUUCUUCAGAAAGGACAUUGUCCAUUCUGUCGAUCAACUACACAGCACUCAGGAAAUGAGGUCAAUGAAGUAACUACUUUGUGAAAAUAACAACUCGGGCAUCGAUGAUAUUGAUGAUGAUGAUGAUGAUGAUGAUGACGAUGACGAUGACAACGGUGGUGGUGGUGAUGGUGAUGCUGCUGCUGAUGAUGAUGAUGAUGAAGAAAAUGACGACAACAGAGAGCACAGAAGAAAUAGUUUAAAUUUUCAUAACAUGGUUUUUGUAAUAUACAAUUGGCAAGUAAAAGUUGUAUAUGACACAGAAUUUGAAAAUACAGUAGAACUUGGUUAUAACGUCAUCAAAGGGACCUAAACAUAGUGUCGUUAUAAACGAAUGUCGU
This is a messenger RNA of Cryptotermes secundus, 4004 nucleotides long. RefSeq names its product intraflagellar transport protein 122 homolog (gene Oseg1). The transcript is spliced from 22 exons. Gene Ontology annotation, molecular function: protein binding. Gene Ontology annotation, biological process: non-motile cilium assembly; intraciliary retrograde transport; protein localization to cilium. Lineage: Eukaryota; Metazoa; Arthropoda; Insecta; Blattodea; Kalotermitidae. Bases 106 to 3708 code for a protein of 1200 amino acids. The record is from RefSeq and is a predicted model, not a curated record. Gene Ontology annotation, cellular component: non-motile cilium; intraciliary transport particle A.